AUGAAAACUGGUUUAAUUGGAUUCAAUUAUUUAACUCAUCUUGAUUUAUCAUCAAAUAAUAUAACACGUAUACAAGGUCUCGAAGGUCUCGUUUCAUUAGAUAUAUUAAAUUUAGCAUCAAGUAAAACUGUUGUUAUUGAAGGUUUAUUGGCAUUAAAGCAUGAUGUAACCAAUUCUUUAUCGCAACAGUAUCUAACAAUCAUUGAAGCAGUUAAUGCUUUUCGACAUAAUCCAAAAGCUAUGGAAUCAAGUACAACAACAAGUGUUGAUAUUCAUAAUGGAUCUCUUUCGGUAUUAUAUAUCUUCUUAUUAUUGAUAAAAAAACGAUCAUUUUUAUGA
This is a messenger RNA of Rotaria sp. Silwood2, 339 nucleotides long. NCBI's taxonomy places the organism in Eukaryota, Metazoa, Rotifera, Eurotatoria, Philodinida, Philodinidae. The record is from the annotation of a GenBank genome assembly.